Molecule: messenger RNA, 1698 nt
Organism: Wyeomyia smithii (pitcher-plant mosquito)
Lineage: Eukaryota; Metazoa; Arthropoda; Insecta; Diptera; Culicidae
Gene: Nmd3
Product: 60S ribosomal export protein NMD3
Exons: 3
Coding region: 107-1636 (509 amino acids)
Biological process (GO): ribosomal large subunit export from nucleus
Cellular component (GO): cytoplasm; nucleus
Molecular function (GO): ribosomal large subunit binding
Source: RefSeq, a predicted model, not a curated record
UAAUUCUUUCUUGUUUACAUUCGCAACUCGUGGUGCUGCAUUUGCUCCGCGUUUGCAUGUAAUAAUUUAUUUUGCCAGAAGUGUUUCUCUUUUUUCCGGCAAAACGAUGGAAUACAUUAGUCAAAGUGAUGGUCCGUCGGUGUCGAUCGGAGCAAACCAUAAAAACAAAAUUCUUUGUUGCGAGUGUGGUGUUCCGAUAGAACCGAACCCUUCUAAUAUGUGCGUUGCGUGUUUGCGCACCCACGUGGAUAUCACGGCCAAUAUUCCCAAGCAGGCGGUUGUGUUUUUCUGUCGUAAUUGCGAACGAUAUCUGAAUCCUCCCAGUGAAUGGGUGCAGUGUAGUUUGGAAUCGAAGGAAUUGCUAUCGGUUUGCCUAAAGCGGCUGAAGGGCUUGAAGGAGGUCAAGCUGGUCGAUGCCGGAUUUGUCUGGACGGAGCCACAUUCCAAACGAAUUAAGGUCAAGCUAACCGUUCACGGUGAAGUCAUGGAUGGCGUUGUGCUGCAGCAGGUUUUUGUCGUCGAGUUUACGGUGAACAAUCAAAUGUGCGAUGAUUGCCACCGUACUGAGGCGAAGGAUUUCUGGCGCUGUCUAGUGCAGGUCCGUCAAAAAUCGAUAAACAAAAAAACGCUUUUUUAUUUGGAACAAAUGAUUUUGAAACAUAAGGCUCAUGAGAACACGUUAGGGAUUAAGCCAUCGCCUUCUGGAGGACUUGAUUUUUACUAUGCUACCGACGCCCAUGCCCGUAAAAUGGUUGACUUUCUCCAAGCAGUGUUACCCGUGAAAGUAACCAACUCGAAGAAACUCAUUUCUCAUGAUAUUCACAGCAAUUCCUAUAACUACAAGUAUUCGUACGCUGUAGAUGUAGUACCAGUUUCUAAAGGAAGUCUUAUAUGCUUGAACAAAAAACUCCAGCAGCAGCUCGGCCACAUUGCGCCAAUUUGUUUGGUUACCAAAGUAGCCAACGCAAUACACUUGAUGGAUCCACUCAGCGCGCAGAUGGCCGAAGUACAAAAUAUGGCCUUUUGGAAAAAUCCGUUCGAAGCUAUCUGCAAUCCUAAGCAAAUGGUUGAGUUUGUUGUAAUGGACGUGGAAAUCAUUCGUGAUCAAGAGAAGCGUAAUUUUCCUGGCCAAGGGCCAGUUUCAUUUAAACACAUUCUGGCGGACGUGUGGCUGGUAAAAGCUUCCGAAUUGGGAACCAAUGAAAACACGAUCCACACUCGGUCUCACUUGGGUCAUUUGCUCAAACCGGGCGAUUCUGUUUUGGGCUACGAUUUGCGUGAUGCUAAUAUAAACAAUUGUGAGUUUGAGAAGCUUAAACAGGAUACCGUUCCGGAUGUGUUGCUUAUUAAGAAGUUCUACGAUCGAACCAGCCGGAAGCAAAUCCGGAACUGGAAGUUGAAACAUUUAGCUGAGGAUGUCGCGCUUGACACGGACAUUGAGAAUGAUUACAACGAAUUCUUGGAGGACUUGGAGGAAGAUCCGGAUAUGCGACAGAACGUGAACAUAUUUAAGGACGGCAGCAAAGCCAUACCGGUGGAUGUCAACGAUAUGGAGGAUCCGUCAGUUCCGCGAAUUACGCUGGAAGAGAUGCUAGACGAUCUGGUGCUGGAUGAUGUUGAUAUGCCGGAGGCCUAACAAGGGUCGUGGGUUUAAAUCAUUUAUGUAACGCAACAAAAUAUAUAUCUGUUUGACAUCAA